Messenger RNA from Cyphomyrmex costatus, 4312 nucleotides. RefSeq names its product probable ATP-dependent RNA helicase ddx20. Lineage: Eukaryota; Metazoa; Arthropoda; Insecta; Hymenoptera; Formicidae. Gene Ontology annotation, cellular component: cytosol. The record is from RefSeq and is a predicted model, not a curated record. Gene Ontology annotation, molecular function: nucleic acid binding; ATP binding; RNA helicase activity. The transcript has 8 exons. The coding region runs from base 49 to 3903 and encodes 1284 amino acids.
GAUUGUGGGAGAACACCGAACACGUGAAAUAAACCGGCAUAAAAAAAAAUGGCUCAAUAUAUUGCACACGAUAUAAAUAAGAAACAGAGGACAAGUGAUAUAAAAAUAGAAGAAGAUGUUACAUUUCUUCAAAUGAGACUUCCACGAGAUAUUCUGGAUGGGUUAAUGUCUGCAGGAUUUCAAAAACCAUCUCCUAUCCAGUUGAAAGCCAUUCCGUUAGGUCGUUAUGGAUUUGAUUUGAUAGUACGUGCAAAAUCAGGAACUGGAAAAACCAUAGUAUUUAGUGUAAUAGCUCUUGAAACUUUAGAUAUUUUGGUAGAAUCACCACAAGUUCUAAUUGUAGCACCUACAAGGGAAAUUGCAAUUCAGAUAACCCAUGUCAUUAAAACAAUAGGUUCAAAAAUAGAAGGAUUAAGAGUUGAAUAUUUUGUGGGAGGAAUGUCGAUAGAAGAAGAUAAAAGAAAGCUGAAGAAAUGUCACAUAGCUGUUGGUGCACCUGGCAGAAUAAAACAUUUAAUUGAGAAAGGAUUUCUUCAAGUUUCAAAAAUCACAUUAUUUGUUCUUGAUGAGGCAGACAAAUUAAUGGAAAUUAAUUUUCAAAAGGAUAUCAAUUAUAUGUUUUCUAAACUACCAUCUAAGAAGCAAAUUAUAGCUUCAAGUGCUACUUAUCCUGGAGAUUUAGAAACAUUUCUACAAACUUAUAUGUCUUCUCCAGUGUUAACAUCACCAAAUAUUGAUGGACCAGUUUUGAUUGGAAUCAAACAAUUUGUGGCUGUGGUUCCGACUCAUCCUAAUGCAAUGAAACAGGUACAAACAAAAAUUGAUGAGUUGGUAAAAAUUUUCACCAAGAUUCCAUUUAAGCAAACUCUAGUUUUUUCAAAUUAUCAAUCACGGGCUCAGUCAAUAAGCAAUAAAAUUAAUUCAUUAGGUUUUUCAUCUUCAUAUAUUGCUGGAAAUCAAGACAUGACUAAAAGAUUGGAAGCAAUUGAAAAUUUAAGAAAUUUAGAAUGUAGAAUUAUGUUGACCACGGAUCUAACUGCAAGGGGUAUAGAUAUAGAAAAUGUUAACAUGGUUAUAAAUUUGGAUAUACCUACGGAUCCGGCGACAUAUUUACAUAGAAUUGGUAGAGCUGGCCGUUAUGGAUCUUAUGGAAUUUCUAUUACAAUUGUUACCGAAAGUGAGCUUCCAUUGUUCAAACAAUUAUUAAUUUCGAUUAGUGGAGUGGAUUUUUACUUGUUCAAGCUUAAUUUUGAUUAUACGAAAGAUGUUUGGGCUGAUGAUACUUCAGUAUUUGAAAAAAUUUAUUUGGGAUCUGAGAGAAGUCUCACAAAAUUGCCAACCAUUGAUAAAACUGUUCUUGAAUCUGAAAAUGGUAUUCCUAUAACAAUACCUACAGAACAUGUAUUUUCUUCAAUAGUCGAUGAUGUAUCAGAAAAUAAUGUUGCAAAUAUUUCUACUAUGAAACAUGAAGAAUGUAACAAUGGCACAGCAAACAGUAACAUUUGGUCAGCAGAAUAUGACAAAUGUAAAAGUGUUUCACCAAAACACACGACGACCAAUAUGUUAUCGACCAAUAAUAAUGUUGAAAAUAUUAAAAAACAUGGAAAACAUAAAUUGUCAAAAAAGAAAUAUGAAGGAAUAAAAGUUAGUUCAUUAUUUCAACAUUACGUUCAAAACAAAGCUAAUUCUGCAGUUAAUACUUCUAAAGAAUGUAAAGAAGAAUCAACUGUAGAAUCUGUAGUUGAAAAUUCUGAAGAAAACAAUGUACCAAUUCUAAACUCAUCUAAAUCAAAAAAUAUAUAUCAAUUUACAAUAACAUCUAAUUCUGAUGCUUCUUCUGCUUUGGAAGAAUUAAAUAAAGAUGUCGUAUUUGAAGUAGCUCUAUCAGAUACGAAUAAUCGCAAAUUAUUUGAUACAGACAUUGAAAAUAUUAUUCAGUAUAUGAAGGAUUCUUUAAUUAACAAAGAAGAAAAUAAGGAAGAAAAUAAAAAAGAAGAAAAUGCAUCAGUGUCUAAUUACAAUAAAGAGGAUAAAAAUGAAAAAAUGUCUACACAAAUUUCUCAGAGUACUUUUUCUAUAAAAAAUCCAGAUUUUGUGCAUAGUUUACCUAUAAACGAAUUGGAUAAUAAUGAAAAUGAUUACAUACGAUCAAUAGUAAAUAAUUAUUUAUUAAUAUAUGCUACAAAAGUUGUCAAUAACGACAAUAACGUUUGUAAUGAUGAAGAAUCUUUGUUGAACAUAGCUUCCAAGUGGAAAGAGUUACUUGAAUUUGAAAUUAAUUUAUUAGAUAAUACAUAUAAAGGCAUGACUGAUUCUUUUUUUAAAUUAAUAUAUAAAGAACAUUUUUCAGCUCUCAAAACUUUUCUUAAUAUACAAAAACGAGCUUUCUUGUGUGUUUUUCCACAACUUCGUAAUGAUAAAGAGGUACAGGAUACUUAUAUAUAUUCAGCAUCUAAUGCAGAUAAUAAUUUGUUAGAUAUGUACGAAGAAAUAGAAGAUUUUAAGAGUCGUUUCUAUAUAUUAGGAACUAAAUUUAAUGCAUUUUUUCCUUAUCCUAUAAAUAUUGAUGAAGAUAUGCCAAAUUUAAUGAUAUCAAACUCUGAGAUUGAAGAAUAUCGCAAUGCAUUACAAUAUUUUAGAACUUAUCAAAAUCCCAAUGAAAAAAUAUUAGAAAUAAUAGAUUAUACAGCAUGUUUAAAUGAAACUGAAACAUGUGAUUUGAUUAAAAAAGUAAGAGAACAAAAUUUGUCAUUUUUGGAUAUGAAAGUGCUUCUUAAAGAAACAGUAGAAAGAAAUAAAAAACAUGAUAAAUUAACGGAAGAUUUAUUAUCUAAAAAUUCUUCGAAAAGUGAUAAAUUGACGGAGUAUUCACAAGCGUGUGAGGAGUUGCCACUUUUGGAAAAUCAAGAUGAUGAUACAUUGCAUAAGACUGUUGAAAUAGAUGCUCCAAUAAUGAAUACAAUAAAGGAAAAUGAUUUGAAGACAAAGAAAAUGCAAAAAGUUUGUUCCUAUCAAGUUACCAAUGACAUUGUCAAUGAAGAUAAACACAAUGCACAACAAAAUACAAGAUAUGACGUUUCCACUAAUGCAUUCUCCGAUCAAAGAUACAAGAAGGUAGAAAUUUUGCAAAUAAAUGAUGAAAAAGAUGAAGAAAUUCACCACAGUACUUCAAGCGAAAAUAUCUUAUUUAGUUCAUUUGAGAAAGAUGUUAUGUAUCCAAGUAUUGAUAAAGUUACUUUAAACAAUCGACAGAACGUAUUGCUCUCCGACAGUAGUAGUCAAAAAGAAUCUGAUGAGGAAACCGUUCAACAUAAUAAAGUUAAAAAUAUACAAACUGGAUAUAUACCUAUACAAACAAAUAACGUUGUUUACAAUAAUGUGGGUGUGUUUGGCAAAUAUAAUAAACAUGUAAAGUCUCAUAAAUUCGAAACAAAGAAUAGCACAGAUAUAAGUAAUUCGAUCGCCUCCACAAGAAAGGCGAAUUCAAGGAUACUAAAUUCACGUACAAAUAGAAAUGCUAAGAAGGUUCUUCAAUCUAUGUUGAAUCCAGUGCAAAGCUGCCAUACGCGAAUUCCAGAUACUAAUUUAUGCUACGAUUUAGGUACAGAAGAGGAAGCGUGCUUGUCAAAUCAAAUGUAUCACAAUUACUGGAAUGGACAUAUAUCUACACGUUCUUCCCAUGCAUAUUCACAUGCUCAGUCACGCUCCAAUCACGCUCUACCACGAUAUUUGAGACAGGAUAAUGAUAAUUAUACAAAUUUAAAAACUCACAAAUCAGGUGAUGAUUUAGUAAACAAUAUUUAUUCAUGUGAAACAGAUAUCGACCGAUUUCUAUCGUCGUUGAGAAUGCAAACUGAUCAGUUGCAUCUGGAGAUCUACAAAUCGCAAAUGUUGGAGAAUUAGACUAACAAUAGUCAAUAAGUGUGAUUAAUUUAUCAUGUAUAAUUAGAUUAAUAAGCGAGAUACUAAGUCUGAAUAAUUAUUCGAGGGACAUUCAAAUUGUACUGCGAGCGCAUUUUCGUCAAAUCCUUUCUCACGAUGUAUUUAUGAUCAAGCGGCGGCGAAGAAUGACAUGUGAAUCGAUAGCGAAAGGUCACGCAUCGCUGAUACUUAAUACGCAUCGACGAGACUUGAACUGUGUGCCGAGGGUAACCUUUUCCUACCGAUUCGACGCUACCUGCGGUUAUGCAAUUAGGUUGAUCUUUUGCGAUUGAGUCUUGUAUAGUCUCAUCGAUCGAAUAUUGUCGGUUGUCAGCAGUAAGGAUACUUUACUAUGUACAAUCACUCUUUUUUUAUAUAAAUUAACGUCUAU